CCAUUUUGUUUGUGUUUAGGCUUUUCCUUACACAAAAGACAGCCACAUGAAGCUCCAUGGUUGUGUAAAUAAAGGGGGGACUGUUGACACUAGCAGCUGUCGACCACUUCCCAGCUCCAUUUCAAAUAUGGCCAAGGUAUAAAUGGCAUUGACGUGACUGCAGUGGCUGCUAAAAACAGACCUGACGGCGAGAUAGGAGCACGCACAUCGCUGGGACAAACGCCGCACGUUCCCUGCUUGGCCUCACGUAAAUUUUCAAACUUACUUUACCGGCUGUAAAGGACUAUUUGGGCAUUUUGGUUCUUUUCUACGUGAACAACAUGGAGAGCUUGGAGAAACAGCUCAUUUGCCCCAUAUGCCUGGAGAUGUUUACAAAGCCUGUGGUUAUCUUGCCCUGUCAGCACAAUCUUUGCCGAAAGUGUGCCAAUGAUGUCUUCCAGGCCUCAAACCCAUACCUCCCGACAAGGAGUGGCUCGUUGGCAUCGGGAGGCCGCUUCCGAUGUCCGUCCUGCAGACACGAAGUGGUUCUGGACCGGCAUGGCGUUUACGGACUGCAGCGAAACCUGCUGGUGGAAAAUAUUAUCGACAUGUUCAAGCAGGAAUCUAGCAGCAGUACCACGCCAGCGCCCGAACGAAAGGAAGCGGCGUCGCCCAUGUGCGACGUCCACAAAGAAGAGAAGAUCAACAUUUACUGCAUGACCCAUAAUGUGCCCACCUGCUCCAUGUGUAAGGUCUUUGGAGCCCACAAAGACUGCCAGGUGGAGCCAAUCAGCAGCAUCUACCAGACCAAGAAGACGGAGCUGAACGACGGCAUCGCGAUGAUGCUGGGCUACAACGACAGGUUACAGGGCAUCGUCUGUCAGCUGGAUGAGGCCUGUCGUGCCAUCGAGGAGAACAGCCGACGGCAGAAGAACCUUGUUUGUGAGAAGUUUGACCAUCUGUACUCCAUCCUGGAGGAGAAGAAGAGGGAGAUGAGUCUAAAGGUGACGGCCGAGCAGGAGGAGAAGGUCAACUACAUCCGCAGCCUGACCAUUAAGUAUGGGGACCACCUGGAGGAGAGCUGCAAGAUCGUGGAAAUGGGCAUCCAGAACAUGGAAGAGCAGGAAAUGGCCGUGUUCCUGCAGAGCACAAAACCUCUUCUCAAAAAACUUGCCGAAGCAUGCAGCACGUCGCACCUGGACAAAGUGGAGCGUGGCUACGAAAAGAUGGACCACUUUACCGCCGACUUCCGGAGGGAACGCAAGGCGUUGCGCAGUAUCGACUUCAUCCAAGAAGAGGAGGAUGACGAUGACGAGGAGGAUGACGACGAAGAGGCCGAGCAAGGGGAGCCGGCGCCCGCGUCUGUGGUCGGCAACGCCACACCCGCCCGACCCGCCCCGCCCACCCCGGCCACCUCCGCCCCAACUGCUCCCGCCCCGCUGCAGACAAGCCCCGCCCCUGCUGCAGCCAAAAGCCCAUCGUCCAGCUCACUGCCAGCAGGUCAGUAGGGAUAUUUUUGGGGUACACCUUUUUGAGUAUACCCUGAAGAAAGCACACUGUGCUAAGACUUUUUUGUCUUUUUACUACUUAAAUGUGACUUGUAAUUACUGGAUUUUAAAAAUGUAACUCAUCUGUUGUGACAUUUGAGUAUUUUGCUAUUUUCUGCCAAAAGACUAUGAGUUGUAUAAUCACCUUAGUAGAACCAAAAUUAUAUUUUAUAAUUAGGGGUGUGUCGAUCGAUUGACCGCCAAUCGGGUCCGGCCGAUUCUCCUGAAGAAAGAUGUGAUCAGCCAUUGCCAAUUUAUGUCAUUUAUUGCCGAUCACAAACACAGAUUCCGUAUGAUUGAAACUAUUAAUUUUUGGUUCCCCCGUCUGACAAGCCUGCCGCCAGCAGCCAAUUUUGUGCCUCUCCAUACACAGCCGUGCCCCUUAAAGUCCUACUGAAAUGAGAUUUUCUUAUUUAAACGGGGAUAGUAGGUGCAUUUUAUGUGUCAUACUUGAUCAUUUCGCGAUAUUGCCAUAUUUUUGCUGAAAGGAUUUAGUAGAGAGCAUCGACGAUAAAGUUCGCAACUUUUGGUCGCUAAUAAAAAAGCCUUGCCUGUACCAGAAGUAGCAGACAAUGUGCGCGUGACGUCACAGGUUGUAGGGCUCCUCACAUCCUCACAUUGUUUAUAAUCAAGGCCUCCAGCAGCAACAGCUAUUCGGACCGAGAAAGCGACGAUUUCAAAAAUUAAUUUGAGCGAUGAUGAAAGAUUCGUGGAUGAGGAAGUUAGAUUGAAGCACAAAAAAAAAAGAAAAGGCGACGGCUCCUGGCGGCGGCAGUGGGAGCGUUUCAGAUGUAAUUAGACACAUUUACUAGGAUAAUUCUGGAAAAUCCCUUAUCUGCUUCUUGUGUUAAUAGUGUUUUAGUGAGAUUAUAAAGUCAUUCCUGAAAGUCGGAUGGCUGCGGUGAACGCCAGUGUCUCUGAGAAAAGCCGAGGAGCCAAGAUCACAGCUGCCUUUGUGAGCUUCAGGAUGAGGUCGUAUAAUCCACUCAAGUCGCCGGUAAAAGCCGACUUAAUAUCACAAUUUUCCCAUCCAAAAACUUGCUGGUUGAAGUAGAGAAACAUGUUCGCUUGACCGCUCUGUGUUAAAGCUUCACAACAAACAAAGAAACACCGGCUGUGUUUCGGUUGCUAGAGGCAGCUGCAAUCCACUGCUUUCCACCAACAGCAUUCUUAUUUGACGUCUCCAUUAUUAGUUGAACAAAUUGCAAAAGAUUCAGCAACACAGAUGUCCAAAAUACUCUGUAAUUAUGCGAUGAAAAGAGACGACUUUCAGCCGUGUGUGGUGCUGGGCUGAAAUGUCCCCUUCAACCAAUAACGUCACAAGCACGCGUCAACAUAAGCGUCAUCAUUCCGCGACGUUUUCAACAGGAUACCUCGCGGGAAAUUUAAAAUUGCAAUUUAGUAAAGUAAAAAGGCCGAAUUGGCAUGUGUUGAAUGUUAAUAUUUCAUCAUUGAUAUAUAAACUAUCAGACUGCGUGGUCGGUAGUAGUGGGUUUCAGUAGGCCUUUAAUUAAUAAUAAUCACCUUCAAAUCGAGAGAAUUAGAGAAUUAUAUUUAUAUAGCGCUUUUCUCCAGUGACUCAAAGCGCUUUACAUAGUGAAACUCGAUAUCUAAGUUACAUUUAAACCAGUGUGGGUGGCACUGGGAGCAGGUGGGUAAAGUGUCUUGCCGAAGGACACAACGGCAGUAACUAAGAUGGCGGAAGCGGGAAUCGAACCUGCAACCCUGAAGUUGCUGGCACGGCCACUCUACCAACCGAGCUAUACCGCCCCCAAAUUGGCAAAAAAAAUGUAUUUUCUUUUGUUUCUUAAGUAUCAUUAUCACGUAUUAGAGGACGAGUAUAAAAAUACCCCACACCGAGGCAUGGUAAUAGCUAAGCUCGCUAGAAACAAUUAAACAUUAAGAACUAAGUGCUCAGCUAACCUGCCAAUGGCCUUGUGGUUAGAGUGUCUGUCCUGAGACUAGAAGGUUGUGAGUUCAAAACCCAGCCGAGUCAUACCAAAGACUAUAAAUAUGGGACCCAUUGCCUCCCUGCUUGGCACUCAGCAUCAAGGGUUGGAAUUGGGGGUAAAUCACCAAAUUAUUCCUGAGCUUGGCCACCGCUGCUGCUCACUGCUAUCCUCACCUCCCAGGGGGUGAACGUGGGGAUGGGUCAAAUGCAGAGGAUAAAUCCACCACACCCAGUGUGUGUGUGACUAUCGUUGGGACUUUAACUUUAUCUUUAACUUAGUAAACUUUAAAGAGUGUACAUUUAACCACGUCGCAGCAGAAAGUAUGUUGCUGCUUCAGCAUUGUCACAGCCAGAACGCGACAUGUGGGCAAGGCGGAUGGAACAAUACAUUGGUGGUGUCAAUACCAGGGGUAGUAUCAGUAUUUAAUCGAUACAAGAGUAAUUAGAUAGAAAUUUCAAUUUUUCAAUAAUUUGGUUGUCGUUUUUUGCGAAACUUUAUAAACUCAAGUAAUAAUAAUAAUUACUUGGACUCAGAAAACCAAAGGAUUUAAAUGAGUAAAGGACUGUCGUUUUUACUUUUGUUUAGUUAUUGUGUACUAUUGACUUCGAUUUGAGCCAACAAAAAAGAAUGAGGAACUACCGUAUUUCCUUAAAUUUUCGCCAGGGUGCUAAUUAAUUUAAAACCUCUUCUCACUCUUGCGCUUACCAAAGGCAUGCGGUAAAAGUAAGCAUGCGCUAAUUCUUUUAAAUCCUCUUCUCACUCCGGGAAUCACCAAAGGUAUGCAGUAAAAAUUUGAGUGUGAUGUAAGCUUGGACCUUAAAUCCUACUGUAUAGCUCUUAAUCUUCCACCCUUUAUGCGAUUUCAAAUUACCGGUAUUGAAAUCAGCCUCCUCCAUUUUGAAAAUGAUGACAGGGGAAGUGUCACUAGUUACGUCAGGAGUUUGACCAGGCGGUAAUACUAAGCAUGCGCUAAUUAUUUUGGGAAGCGAGUUUGACCUGGCAGUAAUUCAAGGCAGGCGCAUACUAUAUGCCCUGCGGGCAAUUCAAGGAAAUACGGUAGUUUAACUAUUGCGUUGAUAUAGCCCCCCCCCCCAAAAAACAGAUUAACUCGCUGGAAUGUAAAGACAAUAUAAGAUACAUCCAUAAACAUAGAUGCAUAUGCAAACGUGCAAUAUAUUUAUUCGUACAGUAAUCUAUUUAUUUAUAUCUGCACCUUAUUGCUCUUAUAUCCUGCACUACAACGAGCUAAUGCAACAAAAUGUAAUUGUUAUCUGUACUGUAAAGUUCAAAUUUAAAUGAGAAUAAAAGAAAGUCUAAGUCUAAGUCUAUGUCUUAUAUUGUUAUACUGUCGAUAGCACUCACCAUAAAUAAAUGAAACCAUGUACAGUUAGUACAUGUGAUCAGUAUUGGUAUCGGCUGAUUUCACUCAUGGAUGAUCGUAUUGGAAUCGGCAGAAAACCCUGAUCGGACACCCCUAUUUAUAAUUGUUAUUUUAUUGCUAAUUUACAAUUUACACUGUUCACAUGUUAUGUACAAAAGUAUAGGGACACCUGGUUAUAAAGUUGCCUGUGCUCUUCUGGGAAGACUCUGCCACUCACUGGUGUUGGACCUGGCUGGCCAUCUCUGCUCUCAUUCAACCCAAAUGUGUCUUGAAAAAAAGCACAAAACCUUCCCUAAAUUAUUUUCUCAUUGUCCGAAACCUCUUUGCUACAGUGAAGAAUUAGGACUAGGAGACCAUGGCACGACCUGUGAUUGAUGAAUUGUUCAAUUAGGACGCCUUAGGUGUCCAGUCUUGUCUAAUUACCACAAAGGACGGUCACUCGUUGAGCUUGAGCAACAUUCGAUGCAGCACAAUAGGAUGACUCACAGCUUUUGUUUGGUAUGUCAGUCAAAGAUCAUGCACCAUCUCACAAACACACAAACACAAACACACACACACACACACACACACACACACACACACACACACACACACACACACACACGCACACACAUCAACCUAAUUAGGUCCAUUUCAGCGUCUUGUCACUUUAUUUGAGCAAAUUUACCAAGCCUCUAAAGUUUAAGUGGAUGUAUGACUCUUGUGUUGUUAUUUUUUUCCCCGCUUCGCCACAGAGUUAACCCACGGCUCGGCUCUAUUUGUUCAUAUCUGUGUGGGCAAGAGUCUAAAUAUGCUUCACUGUGUUGCCAAACUAAGCAGCCUCUCCAUGUUUACCAUUAAAUGUCUACAAUUGUUA
This is a messenger RNA of Nerophis ophidion (straightnose pipefish), 5715 nucleotides long. RefSeq names its product tripartite motif containing 55b (gene trim55b). The record is from RefSeq and is a predicted model, not a curated record. The transcript is spliced from 8 exons. Gene Ontology annotation, molecular function: zinc ion binding. The coding region runs from base 321 to 1487 and encodes 388 amino acids. Lineage: Eukaryota; Metazoa; Chordata; Actinopteri; Syngnathiformes; Syngnathidae.